CCCUCCAUCAAACACUGAAAUCUCUCUCUAGAAAACAGAAUUUCGAAACAGAAAUUUUGUUUCCUUUUUUUAGCUUUUUAUUCGAAAGCUUUCUCUCUCUUCAAUGGGUCUCUCAGUUGAAAAUUCAGUAACACAAUCCCACACCCGAACCCACAAAACCUUCCUCAUCACCAACUACAUCCUCUUGGGAGCAGCCUCCGCUUGCAUCUUCCUAACCCUCUCCCUCCGCCUACUCCCUUCCCUCUGCGGAUUCUUCCUUAUCCUCCUCCACGCCAUCACCAUCACCUCCGCCGUCUUGGGCUGUUCCAUUGUCACUUCGGGGUCCAACAAGCGCUAUGCGGCUCACAUGGUGGCUAUGGUGCUGACUUCGAUAUUCCAGGGCUCGGUCUCGGUGCUUAUACUGACCCGAACUUCCGAUUUCUUGGGGUAUUUGAAGUCGUACGUGAGGGAAGAAGAAGGGGAGAUGAUAUUGAAGUUGGCUGGGGGGUUAUGCGUGGCUGUAUUCUGCUUGGAAUGGGUGGUGUUGGGGCUGGCUUUCGUGUUGAGAUACUAUGCUUUUGUGGGGAAGGACAUGGGGUUGGCAAUGGCGGCGGCCAAUCGGCGUACCAGAGGAAUGGGAAAGUUGCAGAUGAGGAUUUGAAGAACUGGCCUUGGCCUUUCCAAGUUUAAUUAUUUAACUGCAGCCAUAUAUAUAUAAGCUUUUGUUAGCGGAGGGUUCUCCAUACGAUUUCAUUUUAUUGUAUUGCUUGUUCAUCACCAGUUUGAGAUCAGAUUGGUCAUUCGUUUAAUUAUUAAUUUAUUGAGUGUUUGUUGAUUU
Messenger RNA from Hibiscus syriacus, 817 nucleotides. RefSeq lists its product as uncharacterized. The record is from RefSeq and is a predicted model, not a curated record. Lineage: Eukaryota; Viridiplantae; Streptophyta; Magnoliopsida; Malvales; Malvaceae. The transcript has a single exon. Bases 104 to 640 code for a protein of 178 amino acids.